AUGUUUGAGCAACUUCGGAGAAUUGACCAAGAGGAUGUCCUAGAAAUUAUUCCCGGCCAGCAAAGCGUUGCGCCUGAUAGGGCUCUUUCUGAAGUCCUUGGCAAAUUCCACACCAAUUUAUGGUUACCUGGAAAGCCGGCAUGGAAAGCUAUUGUCGUUGAAUAUUUGGCCGAAGGAUUGAACACUGUCCCGCGGCUGGAUCUUGCAUUCUUUGCGCACCAUGCAAUCGCUGAUGGUCUCAGUGGGAUUGCCUUCCAUACCUCACUCAUGGAAAAUCUCAAAUUUGUUCCAGACCCAAGCCUGUCGUCUAACUGGCCACUAGAGUUGGAUGAAAGUCAGAAGAUUCCACCAGCGGUCGAGGAAUGCAUGGAUAUUUCCCCAUGCAAGUGUGCAAUUUGCGAUACGCAAAAGGUGACUACUCCGGCGGUCUGGGCGGGUGGUAAUAUCUCUUCAAUCCCGGUAAUUGGCUUCCAGAGUCGCGUUCACAUAAUCACGGUUCCCCAAGAAGGAUUAUCUAGUCUUCUUCAAAGGUGCAAGCGGGCCAAGGCCACUUUGACAGGACUCUUGCAUGCAUAUAUAUGCAUCGCUCUCCGUCACGCGCUCACCAACAAUCGAAUGAUCCAGGGUUCUGAACAGGGGUUCCAAUCGGUAACACCCUUUCAGAUACGACAGCAUACAGGGGCUCUCGAAAGCGAGAUCCUCAAUCACGUCUCGUAUUUGACUACUUAUGUGCCCCAUACAGAACUUGACAGGGCAGUUACUCAUGAGGGACUUUCCGAAUCGGAUGCAAAGGGGAUUUCGGAACUCGCAAGGUUCUUCAGCCAUGACCUAGUAAACAAGGUCAAAGCGUUCCCACACGGGAGCAACAUGGCAGGGCAACUCAGUCAAAUUGAGGAUCCUCUGCAACAGUGCCAAAGUCAAAGCGGGCAAAAGAGACAAUACACCUAUGAGCUUUCGAAUCUGGGAUCAACUUCCAGUAUAAUGCCUCCAGAGGGUAGUGGUAUCAGGCUUGAAAGGUUGGCUUUUACGCAGUGUGGUUUUGUGGCUGGUCCUGCUCUGGGUUUCAAUUGUGUGAGUGUUAAGGGGGGCCCUUUAACAUUGAGUAUUACUUGGCAGACUGGUAUUGUUUUGGAAUCAGUUGUUGAACGGGUUGCUAAGGAACUAGAGGUUCGGCUUGGAUGUCCUUAA
This is a messenger RNA of Fusarium sp. VM40, 1188 nucleotides long. The record is from the annotation of a GenBank genome assembly. NCBI's taxonomy places the organism in Eukaryota, Fungi, Ascomycota, Sordariomycetes, Hypocreales, Nectriaceae.